This is a messenger RNA of Phanerochaete carnosa HHB-10118-sp, 1251 nucleotides long. RefSeq lists its product as uncharacterized. The record is from RefSeq and is a predicted model, not a curated record. Lineage: Eukaryota; Fungi; Basidiomycota; Agaricomycetes; Polyporales; Phanerochaetaceae. The transcript has 4 exons. The coding region runs from base 677 to 1150 and encodes 157 amino acids.
AACUAUAGAUCUCUAGUCAUCACGUUACGUGGCCUCAGUAGGCCGAGUACGCUAUGCGUCAUUUUCCACAUCGAGAUAUCAUGACGACCAGGAAACGACAUGAACCGGUGGCAGGUCUGCCUCCAGCGGUACCGGUGGUCACCGCCUUACCGUUUCGCCACGCCCCAUCACGGCAGUGACCCCUCCUGGUGUUUCAGCCCUCGUACUUGCACAACGUGUGUCAUGAAAGCUGAGCUGACCAGUAUUCGACGUAGCAGUCUGCCAAGGAUCGCCAAGUUUAUUGUUGUUGCGCCUUUCAAAAGUGUCUCUAACGCGCGAAGCCCCGCGCGCAAGCUCGUCACAUCCGUUCCUUGGUUCCGUUGCUGCGACGGUAGUACGUGGACGUGUCGAGCGGGCAUCGAUAUAUUUCGCUUGCGUCAGCUAGGGGCGCGCGGCUCAAACGCGUUAUAAGGUGCGGAAACUAGUCCUUUGUCAAUUUACGACCCCUGCGCCGUUGUCUCACCCGUCAGCCCUCCCUUUCUGCGCGGUAAAGCUAGAUUGGCUCUGUGAUCGCAGCCGUCCGCUGAGUUUAAGACAGCGCCCCGACUGCGAACUCUAACCCUCAUACACGGGCUUCACACCCACAUCGAGCAUCCUCUCUCUUUCGCUCUGCCCAUCGUAUCGUGUACCUCUCGACAUGCUAUUCAGCAAGCACCUCAGAAGACGUGAAGCGGCAUGGGAGGUAGUCGACUGCCGAGACAUCUCCCCGAUCCCCAUGUGGGACGAAGACGAAGAUCUCGAGAUCGCCUAUACCCACCCCACCAACAUCUCGUACAGAUUCGUCUACGACCUGCAAACAGUCGAAGACCUGAGGAAGGCCGUGCAAGUCGCGAGGUGCCAACUCUACCGGGACGCUGUCCGGCUAAAGUGCAACAUUCUUCUCUCAGAAGGAUGGCGUUGCACCCUAAUGCGACAGGGCAGCCGACACAGAGUCGAGGUCGUGUAUAGCGGGCGGCCAGCUCGCGCACUGGGAAUGGGCAAAGUCACCUGCCUUUCCCAACCCCCGUUCAUCGGCAUGUUGGACAACUAUGAGCAUCAAAUCGUGCAUUACCAAGAGCCGCAACGGCGGCGUGUGUUCCGCGCGUGGAGUCGGACGUCGAGCAUGUCGUGACAUUGUGUACCCCCUGAGAGAACUUGACUCGAAGUUACUGCUGGUCCAUCGUGUACUAUAGUCAGUCUUUAUCAUAUCACUGGGACUUUUAGUUGUGUAGA